Merops nubicus (carmine bee-eater) is the source of this 1422-nucleotide messenger RNA. RefSeq names its product WD repeat containing planar cell polarity effector (gene WDPCP). Gene Ontology annotation, biological process: establishment of protein localization; nervous system development; cilium organization. The record is from RefSeq and is a predicted model, not a curated record. Gene Ontology annotation, molecular function: protein binding. NCBI's taxonomy places the organism in Eukaryota, Metazoa, Chordata, Aves, Coraciiformes, Meropidae. The annotation marks the transcript as partial. The transcript has 8 exons. Gene Ontology annotation, cellular component: axonemal basal plate.
CAUCACAGAUGAAGCAUGGUUACUUAGAAGAGAAGCAAAAGCUAGCAGAAUCACGAGAUUAUCCUUGGGUACUGAAAAACAAGCGACCAGAUAAACUGCGAGAUACGCUCAAGGAGGUAGAGGACUUAAUGCAGAAUGGCCAGUGUGUGCUGACCAAAUGGAAGAACAAACGUAUCUGUCAGCUCCUCUUUCACUCAGGUAUAUUGGUGUCCCUAAGCCUUUCUGGGCCACAGCUGGAGAAAGUGGUGAUUGACAGGACCCUGGUGGGGAAGCUCAUCUCCGACACCAUCAGUGAUGCUGUUUUUACAGACAGUUUCAUCAUCUUGUCAUUUGAGGACUGUAACCAACUCUGCUUUAUUCAGUUUACAAAGAAGAUGGAUUCUCCUGAUGUAAACAAAAAACUGGAAAAACUCUCUUGUUUGGACUUUAAGAUUUCUUAUACUGAUAUACUUGGACCAGAAGGUAGAAGGAUGAAACGUCACCUGGCAAUAAACUGUAUGCAAGAUAUGGUCAUUUGCUGGUGGUCAGCAACUAGUGAUGGAGCAUGGCCUUGGUCUCCUAUUUCCUGUGAGAGGGACAGAGCCAACCUAUUGCUAUUAGGCUGUGCACAUGGCAGAUUGGAGGUUCUGAGUUAUGUCCGUACCGAAUGGGAUCCACUCGAUGCUAGCUUCAGCACUAAUCAGCCUUAUCAGGUUUACACAGUAGAGCACUCCAUCUCCUCAGACAAAGAGCCCAUGGCAGACAGCUCUGUCUACAGGUGUGUUAGGAACAAAAUUCAGUGUGCAGCAGUCACCAGAAUACCACUACGAUCCAAGGCCAUCAGCUGUUGCAGAGAUUUUACAGAAGACAAACUAGUCGUGGGUUGCGAAGAUUCAUCAAUAAUUCUGUAUGAAGCCUACAACCAAGUGACUCUGUUAGCCCAAGCAGAACUGCUGCCUGCUUUAAUAACCUACCACCCUUCCGGAGCCAUAUUCAUGGUUGGCAGCUCUCAAGGGGAGCUGCAGCUUUUUGACACGGCGCUGUCUCCAAUUAAAAUUCAGCUCUUGGCACAAGACUAUUCACCUGAGGCAACUCUGCAAUUCAGUAAACACUUUGACGUGCCUAGCAGCCUCAUCCAGAUCCAGUGGGCUGGUCCUCAGGUUGUAUCUGCCAGCACUGAUGGCACAGAGAUUCACGAUCUUUUGUUGGUUAGAUUCGACAAAGGACCCUUAGGAGUACUUCAUUUUAAACUUGGUGUGAUCACAAGAGGACAGCUAGGCCUUGUGGAAAUCAUCCACCAGUAUAUUCGUCACGAUGAGAUACACGAGGCAGUUAAUGUCCUGAACACCAUGAACUGGAACACGAUGGGUCGUCAGUGUUACAUAUGCUUGACUGCCAUUGUCAAUCACCUUCUUAAACAAAAGCUUACACCCGACAGAGAAG